Messenger RNA from Thrips palmi, 5049 nucleotides. RefSeq names its product UPF0518 protein GI14169. The record is from RefSeq and is a predicted model, not a curated record. The transcript is spliced from 14 exons. NCBI's taxonomy places the organism in Eukaryota, Metazoa, Arthropoda, Insecta, Thysanoptera, Thripidae. Bases 213 to 3125 code for a protein of 970 amino acids.
AGCUCUCGCUGCGAGUGAUUUCGAGAAGGCUCCUGCUUAUUUUGAUGUUGGUUUUCAUUAUUUUCUAAUCCCAUCAUCAUGGAUGUGGUAGAGAUAUGAUAUGGUCUUAUCAACACGUACCUCUGCGUCACCUGUUUCCACUAUCAGUAGGGUGGUGCCGUCCAGACAUGAAUGUAUUUUCCUCACGUGGGUAUGGUGUAUCUUAAAGAGAGAUGAGUUUAUUAAGGAAUGUUAACUCGCUUCGUGCGAGCUUUAACAGGCGAAGAGUGUCUCCACCCAAAGAUGCCGACCCUACUGCAUGUUUUGAAAGUUUCCGUAAACACUGGCAACAAGCUAAUGACAUAAUUGAGCGUACUCAGGCAACUCCAACGUCUUUAACUCAAGAUGAUGUGCUUGGGGUUGACAACCACCUGGACCACAUGUCAACUCUACUGUUGUUGGAAUUAAGAGCAGCAGGGAGUUUUCCUAUUGGCCCUCAUGACACAAACUCUUCCACUGGUUCAGAAUCCAGUGCAUCUUGUCCAUCCCUGGAAUUCCUCCUGAGUGAAAAUCUGUUGGAGAAACUAUUCACCUGGAGUAAAAUCACUGGAAGAUACAGCAAUGCUGUGAGGCUAACACAACUAAAACUCUAUGAACAUCUUGUAAGCCAUUCUCGACACCAAUUGCUUUCUCAUGAACCUUUUCUCAGACCAUUACUAGAGCUUCUUUCUUCAAGUGCAAGGGAAGUAUUUCCUUUGGAAGUUGAAAAGAAGCUUGUUGUUUUAUUGAACCAGCUUUGUAUCUCCUUGAUGCAAAAUGUACAACUUCUAGACUUGUUCUUUUCUGUAGAACAUGGAAAAACAGACUUUAUGUUAUUUUCACUUCUAAUACCAUUUGUUCACCGUGAGGAAGGCAUUGGACAGCAGGCAAGGCAUGCAUUACUUCUCUGCAUGUCGCUGUCAAAGAAAAAUGAACAUGUUGCUCAAUAUAUAACACAGCAUUCUAAUGUCUGUCCAGUAUUAGCCACUGGUCUUAGUGGCCUGUACUCCCUCCUGCCGAGGAAACUCCUUGUGGAAGGUGAUGACUGGCAUCAGCUAACGCCUGAUGAUGUCACUGACCUCCCAGAGCUUGGAGCUUUCAUGAACUCUCUGGAGUUCUGCAAUGCCGUUGUUCAGGAUGCUCACCCAAGUAUUAAAAGCCAGAUGCUGGAAUUUCUCUACCAAGGCUUUCUUGUUCCUGUAAUGGGACCAGCCUUGCUACAGGAAUCUGUUGGACUGUGCGACGAGCAAAUAGACACAGCCCUUGAUGCGAAUACAGUGGAAGAUCUCGUUGCUGCAACGGCAUACUUAGAGCUCUUCCUGCGAAGUGUGUCUGAGCCAGGCCUUCUAUGCUCAUUUGUUCGGUUCCUCUUGGAAAACAAAUUUGACGGGGAGCGUAUUUUAGAUCACUUAGUUCAACGAGUAAAUUCUAAAACAAGGCUUGGCUUAGUAACCCUAUCUUUAUUAGACACAUUAGUUAGCUUACAUUGUGAAGAUGUAAUGCUGGAACUAAUUUUCCGCCAUCUUGUGCCUUGUUCACAUGUUAUGGUUUCACAAAGACGCAGGGUGCGGGAAAGAGAUCCAUAUUGCCGCAAUGCUGAGCGCUUUCUCUCUCUUGCUCCAUUGUGUUGUACUGAUAUUGCGGCAAAUCCUCCCUUAUUGCCCUUGCUAGGUAGCCCUAAUGCAGGAAACCGGCCUAGAUCAUCAUCUUCUUGUGAUUCAAUUUCAUCUCUCCCAACAACUACGAGCUUGUAUGGCUUAAAACACAGUGAAAGUCUCUAUGGAAAUUACCAUGCCUACCUUUGUGAUGCACGGGCCAAAGUUCAAGCAUGUGCUGCUUCUUGUGCCAACUGGGUUUAUCCUUAUGAUGGUGAAACUCCACCGUAUGAAGCAUUUUCAGUACCCUCUCCUGAAAAGAGAGUGGAGUCCACAAGUAGAAAUGACAACAAGCAAGUUUCUUUGAAUGGUGACUCCGAUGUUUCGUCUAGUUUAGAAACAGUUAAUUUACAAGAAUUUUCAUCUCCCCAAAAUCGUUUUGUAAGGCCAAAUGUAAACGAGCUAAGUGAAAACUCUGAAGAAAAUGAUGUCUCAAACUCUCUUAAAGCAGACAAUCUCACCAUUAACCGUGAAGAAAAAUCUCAAUCAUCUUCAGGAAAUGACCACAGCUUACCUUCAGUUGGUGAAAGCAGUGGAUAUGAGAGCUUUGCUUUUAAAGGCUCAUCAGAUUCAUCUCCAGAAAAUGAACCUUCUGAUGACACAGCUGGAACAUUAGAUGAUGGCAUACCUCCAUCUUUAUCUGAAAAUGAAGUAUCUAAAUCUUCUACACCUCAGGUUCCAGUCUUGAGAAGUUUACCGGAUACCAAGAGUGUACAUGAGGGUUCAUAUAUGGAUGCAUUCAAGAGCACUCCAAGUAUUGGCCCCUUUCUAGAUGCUGUUCUUCGAAAAUUAGAAGGCAUGCUUGAAAAUGGACUUGUUGUCAAUUUACAACUUACAGGGCUCAUAUCUCGUCUUGCAGUACAUCCUCAGCCUCUACUGCGUUCAUUUCUGCUUGAUCAUACUCUUGUCACACAGCCAAGCGUUCGAUCCCUCUUCCAGGUAUUGGGUACUUUGAAGCACCGCAUUGACAGAGUUCUUUCCUCAUUACCAAAUAUUCAAGAGCUAGUUGUUGAAGCUCAAGAAUACCUUGUUGGAAGAGAAGAUAGACUAACAAACGCACGAAGGUUGGCUCUUGUAGCAUCUGCUCCCGGCGGAGACAUAGAGUUCACUUCUUUGCCUCCCAACCUUAAUCAUAGAAAUUCUCUGACAAAUGAUCCCUUUCCAAGAGUGGAUAGCAAACGGAGAAGUUUCUCAUCAACGUUGACCUCCGUUUUCCGAAGAGCUGUGCAAGUAGCACAGCCUAUUAGGGAACAACUGGAAAGUGUUGGAGAGACUGGUUCAUACAGGUAUUAUCAUCGAGCCAUAACAGAUUCAGGUCAAAAUAACAGUGAUCGAGAACAUUAUGUUCGUAAUGCAGUUCUUUGCGCUGUUAUUUUAGAUGAGUGGUUGAAAGAACUUGCAGCGGUGGCUCAGGAGCACUCUGUGCUUCAAAGUAAUGGUUGGCCAUGCUAAAUUAGAGGCAAAAUGUUUGAUGUAUUGGUAUGCUGCUUUUUACCAAUAGAAAAUUAGGCUAGUUCAUUGCCUUUCUUUUAUUAACUUAGACAUUGUUUUGGUGUUUUUCUUCUGUUCUUUUCUGUGCAUUUUUUUAUCUGAUGCUUUCUUUCUGUUCUAAAUCUUGCGGUGUUGAGGCAUAAUAUCUUCUUACCGGUGUGCUUAGAAGCAGCUGCACAAAAUUAAAGUAUAAUUAUUCUCUUCUUUAUUAGCAGUUAAUAUGCGUUUUUAUUGUUAGUGAUCGUUCUUUUGCUCACAGAUUAAGUUAAACUUUUAUGUGAUUUUGUGACUUGCGCACAAGUAUUGCUGUCUCUCAUUGAAGAGUAAAAUUUAUUUUUAUAACAAAUCAAAAUAACUUCCUGUGAAAUUCUUUUAUUUUUAUCUGUCUUCCUGUUGACCAUGAGCAGUGAUUUUGUACCUGGAUCUUCCUUGCAUACUAGAGCAAGGCUUCACAAGUGAAAAGUAUUGAAGGUUCCUGUGAAUUGUUAUGUCUUGGGAUGGCUCUAUGACGUGUAACUUAUGUGUUCUGCAUGCAGGAUGUUACUGGAAGUUUCUUGUCACCUAUAAUCUGUAUAGAGUCAGUUUAUUUACGUACUUUGUGCCACUGUAUUUCGUCUUCUUCUUGUAUCAGCACUUAGACUGAGCUGCUGUUAUUUCGACCACAAAUCAAUUUGUUUCUGUUUUUUGUUUUGUUUUUAAACUGUAUUUUUAACAAACAUAACCACAGAAAUAAGGCAAGACACAAACUACGUCUUAAAUUGAAAAAUGCAAUGCAACUUCCGGACCCCCCAAUUACAUAUAGUGUUAAUUUGUUGUCUUAAGGAUGUGUUGGUACUUUGCCCAUUGUGAUCUAAUCUAGAUAUGUUAAACAGUUACCUUUCGUGUUCCCAUAGUUGUGUACAUAAUUAUAAAAUAUUUUAUGAAUGUUUUCUCUAUGAAGCAAGAUUUUGUAACAUGUGUGAAGUGAACUUGACUUACUUUUUUAUUAUUUACUUUGCUUGUCAUGAAAUUUGACCAUCUUACCUUGUCCAACUCUGAUUUAUUGUUGAUUGUGGGUCAAGGGAGUGAUAUGUGUCCCGGUGUCCUUAUGAUCCAAGGAGCGUACUCACUUUUUGUCUGAAUACCAAAUACCUGAUGUUGGCAGUAAUACUUUUUGCCUACAUAGAUUCUUCAUUGUUUUAAAGUUCUCUAUGUAGUUGUCACCUCCUGCUUCUUUGGACGAAGUAUGAUCAAACAUAGACAUCUACACACAUUGGCACUGCAAUAUUUUAGUGCCAUCAUAAACACAAUUAAUUUCUUCUUGCUGAUUUGUGUUUUCAGAAAAUUCGUCUCCCUCUUUUGUUUUCUUAUAUUUGUGUCUAGGAACAUAACUGAAUGAAGCCUCUACUUUACUUGCUAAGAAUUUUUCUAUGCCUAUAGUCAUCAAUUGAUUUGAUGGAUUAGAGUAUUCUGCAUAGCUUUUAAUCGUCUCGAAUCUUCUUUGUGUUAUAUUUUUCUCUUAAGAAGCUGCUAUAUAUAUCUGCUUAUUACUUUCUGAGGGGUGCAUCAAAGUUUUUAUUUUUUAACUUUUGUACAUACUAUGCAUAUUUGCAAAAACGUUUAUUUGCUGUGUUGUAAACUUUGUAAUUUUCUGGUUUUAAGUUGAGGGAAUUAGUUACGAGGUCUGCAAAUCUAUCAUGUGACUUAACGUUGUUAAAUUAAUUUUAUUGUCGGUAAUUAUUACAUUUUAAGUCCUGUUCGUUCGCCCUGAGAACAAAGUGAUACAUUACCUGCUCCCUUUAUGUCCUGUUCAUUUAUAUGUGACUUGCAAGCUGUCGUUUCAAGUUGCAGUGUACCCCUAUUUCGCAGAAGAAAAAAUAAAUUUAAUUUUUCUGCAGGACUGGAA